UCUCACUUCGGAGAGCUUGGCGCAGGUUAGCGGGGAGCUCAGAGCGUCGCUGCCGCACACAGUGCGACACACACGGAUACAGUCUGACCGACUUUGGAUAUUUCUGGGGGUUGAGGAGAAGCCUGGAGAGAGGAGAGAGGAGGAAACAGACGGGAAACAGAGAUUUAAGUCGGUUUCUUGCGGCGGAAUGGCGGACCGGGACCCGGUGCCGCUUCCUGCGGAGGUGCGGGCCAGACUGGCCGAGCUGGAGCUGGAGUUAUCGGAGGGUGACAUCACACAGAAGGGUUAUGAAAAGAAGCGGACCAAGCUGAUUGGAUCCUUCUUCCCUCAGACGCCAGGAAUGGAUCCGUCCAUGGGCCAGGAGAGGAGAGCUCCGGUCACCCCGUCCUCAUCCUCACGUUACCACCGGCGACGGUCUUCUGGCUCCAGAGACGAACGCUACCGAUCAGAUGUGCACACAGAAGCGGUGCAGGCGGCCCUGGCCAAGCACAAAGAGAGGAAGAUGGCGGUGCCGAUGCCUUCGAAGAGACGGUCACUGGUGGUCCAGAACUCAAUGGAUGCUUACACACCACCAGAUACCUCCUCGGGCUCAGAGGGCGAGGGUCAGGGCGACGAAGGCGAGGGAGGAGACUGCGACGAGGAGGACGGAGGAGGCGGCGGCGGCGGCGGCGGAGGAGGAGGCGGGACCUCGAGCCGGGAGGGGAGCAUCAGCAUGGAGCACUGGAUAAGCCGAGCCAUCCACGGGACCUCCUCCACCACGACCACCACCUCGUCCACCGCCUCCUCCUCCUCGUCCUCCACACGCAGCGGGGGCAGCGGGGCGGCGGGGGGCAGGCUGGCCGACGUCCUGGCGCAACACGUCCACAUCUCCGCCCACCAUCACCACCACCACCACCCCCGCCACCACCACCACCAUCAUCACCACCACAAGACAGAGAACCACUCUGCCCCUCCAGAUGUCACCGGCUACACCAACAACACCCCGGCCGAUGGGAUCCAGGUGGAGAGAGCCCCGGGCGCUGGCAACACGGCCCAGAAACAGACGCCAAAGUACGGCAACGCCGAGCUGAUGGAGACCGGAGACGGUGUUCCAGUCAGCAGCAGAGUUUCAGCCAAAAUUCAACAACUCGUCAACACCCUGAAGAGACCCAAACGGCCGCCGUUAAGAGAGUUUUUUGUCGACGACUUCGAGGAGCUCCUGGAGGUCCAGCAGCCAGACCCCAACCAGCCCAAGGCGGAGGGGGCUCAGAUGGUGGCCAUGCGGGGCGAGCAGCUGGGCGUGGUGACUAAUUGGCCCCCGUCUCUGGAGGCGGCUCUGCAGAGGUGGGGCACCAUCUCUCCGAAGGCCCCCUGCCUCACCACCAUGGACACCAACGGCAAGCCGCUCUACGUGCUCACCUACGGAAAACUGUGGUCCAGGAGUGUGAAGGUGGCGUACAACCUGCUGCACAAACUGGGAACCAAACAGGAGCCGCUCGUCAGACCUGGAGACCGGGUGGCGCUGGUUUUCCCGAACAACGACCCCGCUGCCUUCAUGACGGCGUUUUACGGCUGUCUGCUGGCCGAGGUCGUCCCCGUGCCGAUAGAGGUGCCGCUGACCAGGAAGGAUGCAGGCAGUCAGCAGAUCGGCUUCCUGUUGGGGAGCUGUGGAGUGACGGCGGCUCUGACCAGCGACGCCUGCCAUAAAGGGUUACCCAAGAGUCCCACUGGAGAGAUCCCACAGUUCAAAGGCUGGCCCAAGUUGCUGUGGAUCGUCACCGAGUCCAAACACCUCUCCAAACCUCCCCGAGACUGGUUUCCAAAUAUCAAGGACGCCAACCAGGACACGGCCUACAUCGAGUAUAAGACGUGUAAGGACGGCAGCGUCCUCGGCGUGACGGUGAUGAGGAUAGCCAUGCUCACACACUGCCAGGCGCUCACACAGUCCUGCUCCUACACUGAAGCGGAGACCGUGGUGAAUGUAUUAGACUUCAAGAAGGAAGUGGGGCUGUGGCACGCCGUCCUGACAAGUGUGAUGAACAUGAUGCACGUCAUCAGUAUCCCCUACGCCCUCAUGAAGGUCAACCCUCUGUCCUGGAUCCAAAAAGUCUGCCAGUACAAAGCUAAGGUGGCGUGUGUGAAGUCUCGGGACAUGCACUGGGCUCUGGUGGCCCAUCGGGACCAGCGAGACAUCAACCUCGGCUCCCUGCGCAUGCUGGUGGUGGCUGAUGGAUCAAAUCCCUGGUCGAUCUCCUCCUGCGACGCCUUCCUCAACGUCUUCCAGUCCAAAGGUUUGAAGCCCGAGGUCAUUUGUCCCUGUGCCAGCUCCCCCGAGGCUCUGACUGUCGCAAUCAGGAGGCCCUUGGAGGAGGGCAGCACCCCUCCUGGUCGCGGCGUCUUGUCCAUGCAGGGUCUGAGUCACGGCGUGAUCCGGGUGGACUCAGAGGAGAAGCUGUCGGUCCUCACGCUGCAGGAUGUCGGCUCCGUCAUGCCCGGAGGUUUGAUGUGUGUGGUGAGGCCUGAAGGUGUUCCUCAGCUCUGCAAAACUGACGAGAUUGGAGAGUUGUGCGUUUGUACCGUUGCCACGGGAACCUCUUACUACGGUUUAGCCGGCAUGACCAAGAACACGUUCGAGGUCUUCCCCACGUCAAACAACGGGGCUCCCAUCAGUGAGUUCCCCUUCACCAGGACCGGCCUGCUGGGCUUCAUCGGGCCUGCGGGUCUGAUCUUUGUGGCCGGGAAGAUGGAUGGUCUGAUGGUGGUCGGGACGCGCCAGCACAACGCUGACGACAUCGUGGCUACGGCGCUCGCUGUGGAGCCGAUGAAGUUUGUGUACAGGGGAAGGAUUGCCGUGUUCUCCAUCACGGUUCUUCACGACGAGAGGAUGGUGGUCGUGGCGGAGCAGCGGCCCGACUCCACCGAGGAGGACAGCUUCCAGUGGAUGAGCCGAGUCCUGCAGGCUAUAGAUGGUAUCCAUCAGGUGGGGGUGUACUGCCUGGCCCUCGUGCCCUCCAACACUCUGCCUAAGACUCCCCUGGGUGGCAUCCACCUGUCAGAGACCAAGCAGCUGUUCCUGGAGGGGUCGCUGCACCCCUGCAACGUGCUUAUGUGUCCGCACACCUGCGUCACCAACCUGCCCAAACCGCGGCAGAAACAGCCAGAGAUCGGUCCUGCGUCGGUGAUGGUCGGGAACCUGGUGUCGGGGAAGAGGAUCGCUCAGGCCAGCGGCAGAGAUCUGGGUCAGAUUGAAGACAAUGACCAGGCAAGGAAGUUCCUCUUCCUGUCCGAGGUGUUACAAUGGAGAGCUCAGACCACUCCAGACCACGUCCUGUACACACUGCUCAACUCCAGGGGUACGAUAGCCAGCUCUCUGACUUGUGUCCAGCUUCAUAAACGAGCUGAGAAGAUCGCGGGCAUGCUGGCUGAACGGGGCCACCUACAGGACGGGGACCACGUCGCCCUGGUCUACCCUCCAGGCAUCGACCUCAUCGUGGCGUUUUACGGCUGCUUGUACGCCGGUUGUGUGCCGAUCACCGUGCGACCGCCUCAUCCUCAGAACAUCGCCACCACGCUGCCCACUGUCAAGAUGAUCGUGGAGGUGAGCCGCUCGGUGUGUGUGAUGACCUCACAGCUCAUCUGUAAACUGCUGAGGUCGAAGGAAGCCUCGGCCGCCGUGGACGUCCGGACAUGGCCCCCUGUAAUGGACACAGACGAUUUGCCAAAGAAGAAACCUCCUCUGCUGUAUAAACCGUCCAACCCCGACACCCUGGCCUACCUGGACUUCAGUGUCUCCACCACCGGCAUGCUCGCUGGAGUCAAGAUGUCUCACACAGCCACCAGUGCCUUCUGCCGCUCCAUCAAGCUGCAGUGCGAGCUCUACCCGUCCAGAGAGGUCGCCAUCUGCCUUGACCCGUACUGCGGCCUGGGCUUCGUCCUCUGGUGCCUUUGCAGCGUGUACUCAGGUCACCAGUCCAUCCUGAUCCCUCCGUCCGAGCUGGAGGUCAACCCGGCCCUCUGGCUGUCAGCCGUCAGUCAGUACAAAGUCCGAGACACGUUCUGCUCCUACAGCGUCAUGGAGCUGUGCACCAAGGGCCUCGGCCUGCAGACCGACUCUCUGAAGUCCCGAGGGGUGGACUUGUCUCGGGUCAGGACCUGUGUGGUUGUAGCCGAGGAGCGUCCCAGAACCGCCCUGACGCAGUCCUUCUCCAAACUCUUCAAGGACCUGGGACUCCACCCCCGAGCCGUCAGCACCUCCUUUGGCUGCAGAGUCAACCUGGCGAUCUGUCUGCAGCCUCACAGGCUGGGAAAGCUUGCCGACCAGGGCACCUCAGGACCCGACCCCACCACUGUUUUUGUUGACAUGAGAGCGCUACGACACGACAGGGUCCGACUCGUGGAGAGGGGGUCCCCGCACAGCCUGCCGCUGAUGGAGUCUGGGAAGAUCCUGCCGGGUGUUCGGAUCAUCAUCGCCAACCCAGAGACAAAGGGACCAAUGGGAGAGUCGCAUCUGGGAGAGAUCUGGGUGCAGAGCGGCCACAACGCCAGCGGUUACUUCACCGUCUACGGGGACGAGGCGCUGCAGUCCGACCACUUCAACUCCAGACUGAGCUUCGGGGACACGCAGACCGUCUGGGCCCGGACCGGAUACCUGGGCUUCCUCCGCAGGACCGAGCUGACGGACGCCAGCGGAGAGCGUCAUGACGCCCUGUAUGUGGUCGGUGCUCUGGAGGAAGCCAUGGAGCUGAGGGGGAUGCGUUACCACCCCAUCGACAUCGAGACAUCCGUCAUCCGGACGCACAAGAGCAUCACAGAGUGCGCGGUGUUCACGUGGACCAACCUGCUGGUGGUGGUGGUGGAGCUGGACGGCUCGGAGCAGGAGGCGCUGGAUUUGGUCCCCCUGGUGACCAACGUGGUGCUCGAGGAGCACUACCUGAUCGUGGGCGUGGUGGUGGUGGUCGACAUCGGCGUCAUCCCCAUCAACUCCCGCGGCGAGAAGCAGCGCAUGCACCUGCGCGACGGCUUCCUGGCCGACCAGUUGGACCCCAUCUACGUGGCCUACAACAUGUAGCACGCCAACCCCCCACCCCGCCCCCCCUGGAGGUCUAUAUGGAGGUGGAUGGAGGAUGUUUUUAAGGAAGAUGCAAAGACACGUCUGCUCCUGAGACUGAGAGGAAUAAGACAGGAGUCUGAGGCCGGGGUUUGUUGCCCUGAACUUUGUUGGACUGUGAUAGGAUUUCAAGGAGGUAAGAGCAAGAAGAAGUAGCACUCAUGCAGCCCGGAGGCCAUAGAGGACAAUCGUUGACGUAGCAAAGAUCUGGGCUUUAAAUCACUUGUGGCUCUCUUUACCUUUUCCCGUCAUGUGGUCGCAGAAGAUUCUGUUUUCUUUUUUUUUUGGUUCGUCCUCGAGAAAAAAGGUCAGGCUAUUUUUACCAAACAAACUGUAGCAAAAAAAAAAGAAAGAAGAUAUUUUACGUUUUUAUGGAAACCAUUUCAAAGAGCGCGAUAUGUUUUGAUACGAGGGGCGGGGUCAGAAAGGGGGCGAGCGAGCCGCAGCUGUCCUUUGAUUUCACAAUAAGGUACUCCACGUUUGUUUCAUGUCAGCUUGUUGUUGUUCUUCUUAAAGUGUGACUUUUUUUUUUUUUUUUUUUACUCUCUGAUCCGUCCGUCCGUCCGUCCCCUCUCAGCGGGGGAAUCAGCGUUUCUUAUUUUUUCAUAAAGCAACAGCUGCAGCCUUCACAUGAAGCGAGUCAAACCGACAUUUCAUAUCAUGUAAGUAUGUACAAAAAGAAACUGACUUAAUUUAUUUUGUUUCUCUUUUUAGAAGUUUAUGACGAGACGUUCAAGAAUGUUGUGCUCUUGAACAUUUGCUAAUAUAAAAAAAACACAGAGCAUUGUAUAAUGUGGAGCGAAAACACUCACAGCGAGCGUGUAAACGGAGACGUAGAAAUAUAUGACGAUAGAUUUUAUGUGAAGACGAGCGAAGGAUUCACACAAGACGAGGGGAGCGGCUCGACACACGAUGUCCGCCUCGUGUUUCUGUGCACUGGGACGUCAUCGGUCACGCUUUGAGGAGUUUUAUUCCAGAAGAUUUUUACACCAAAGCUUAGAAUUAAGGGAAUAAGUCCCUGUGUCCACCCAGUGUCCACCUAGUGUCCACCCACGCUGGCUGUGCACCCAGGAGUGUUUGCAUGAAGCGUUUGUGCUCUAAGAAGAAAAGCGCUGCACAUCCGUCCUGUCUCCAUAAAAACAGUCUGUUGACAACGGACUUUUUACUGCAUGUUUUAUAUUUGAGAUUGUUUACUUCCCAAUCAGACACGGAGCAAAGAGGAAGUGAAUACAAGACACGAUCCCUAGAAGGCAAAAAAUACAGGGAAUAUCAUACAUUUGGAAAAGCUGGUGACGUCAACAACGCCUUUCUGAAAAAGUUGAAAGAUUUCAAACUGGAGCGGUCGCACAAUUAAUGCAGAGCGCUCAGAAAAAAAGACGCUGGGCGCUGCGCUUUUUCUCUGAGCGGUUGCUUUCUGCUGCAGACGCUCUCUACUCUUUGAAAACAACUGAAAAGAAAAACGCUAGGUGGACACGGCGCCUCAAUAAAGACUUUUAUUAGAAUACGUCUCCAAACAGCCAAUCGGAAACAUGUUUGAUGAGUUAGAGGAUAAAAUGAGACAUGUUGUUUUUUUUUAAAUGAGACGCUCAGUUUAAAAAAAAUAAAGGAGUAAAUUAUGUUGUAAUAUCUUUUACUGUUGUAAAAUGACAAACCUCCAUUCUUAAUGGUAUAAACUGAAUAAAAUCUGUAAUAUUUUUAAUAAAUGAAAGUUUUAUCGGGAAAGAAUCCGUCUUUUUAUGAUUUUUUUAAUAAUGUAAAUGCCAAAUUUUUGUUUUUGUAAAGUUUGGCUUCAUUAACUUAUCCAACUCGAUGAAUUGGCUUCUUUUAUUUAAAGGAAGAAUGUGCGACUUUUUAAUCCAGUAGAGGUCGCCCUUGAGCACCAGCAUUAAACCAAAACAAACUGUUUGUCCACACCUAAGAGGCGGGACUUAAGAACAAAUCAACUAGUCUGGCUGUUUCCGACAGGCUAAUGUUCGGACAUUCAGUUGUAAAUAAACACUUUUCAUGAAAACUUCCAGAGCAAAACCGUGUCCACACUCCCUAACUUACAAUGUACCUGAUUACCAAUAAAUGUAUUUUUGUAAGUUAGACCGCGAGCAAGAGUUUGAAUUAAGUAUUUAAAAGUGUGCCUUUGCACAUAUAUCUUUGUUUUUGAGACCCUAGGAAUAUGCUUCCAAAUCUUGUGACCUACCUAUCAUGAGGGGGGAUGGAAAGGGUGAAAAAAUUUAAUUAAUUUGCGUGCUAAACUUCAGGCCACCCCUGCAAAGGUCAGGGCCGCCAGGUGGGCCACCCCAGUCUAAAAAGUCUGGACACGCCCCUGCUUAAGAGAAAUUAAAGGGAGUAAUGGAGUAAUGUUUAACUGAAACCCAACACAGCUAUGAUCCUCUGCUGCCCUCUAGUGGUGACCAGGAGGAAUAACAACGACAACUUGCCAUUUUUAAUUUGGGUUUUAUUGAUUAUGAAGUGUAAUGAGCUGGGAUAAGACUCCUCAAAUCAAACAGCCAAUCAGCAGUACUGGAUUAUUUUUGGUCUUUUGCUCCAUCGGCUGGGAAACAGUGAACCCUCGUCUUCACCUUCCAGUUUCCCCUGUAGACGCAGGCGGGUUAGGAGCCGCUGCUUUUGUAAAUAACCAGAGUGAGAGGUCGUUCAUAUUUUUUCACAUGAAUCAAUCAGGGCUCACACACAGCACGAUGUCACGACAGGGAAGGAAGACUGAAGCAGGAAGGAGAAGGCAGGUUUUUUUUUUUUUUUUUUUAAACCAGAGACCCUUUAACACAUCCUGGACCUGUGGAGGACGUCAGAGACGGCGAUCAGUCUGUGGAUUAUUAUGAGGUCGGAGAAUGUUCAACACACACACACACACGAUGAUGUUUUUUGAAAAGACUUAAAAAGCACUUUCUUCACCGUCUGUUUCUCUUUCUUUUAUCAGCGAAAUGUUUGUCCCCAGUAUGUUUUUUUUAAAGGUUUUAAAAAUGUCUGACAUGAAGUCUUUCAAUUCAAUAAAAUAUUUCAACAAUUUUGACAAUAAAAAUUGAAAAUGUU
Labrus mixtus (cuckoo wrasse) is the source of this 8128-nucleotide messenger RNA. Its product is annotated as disco-interacting protein 2 homolog C. The record is from RefSeq and is a predicted model, not a curated record. The transcript has 39 exons. Bases 188 to 5047 code for a protein of 1619 amino acids. Lineage: Eukaryota; Metazoa; Chordata; Actinopteri; Labriformes; Labridae.